Ectocarpus siliculosus is the source of this 1458-nucleotide messenger RNA. The record is from the annotation of a GenBank genome assembly. NCBI's taxonomy places the organism in Eukaryota, Phaeophyceae, Ectocarpales, Ectocarpaceae.
AUGUCGGAAGCUGUCGAUGACGUUUACACGGCCUUGGAGAUGCUCCAGGCAAGAAUGUUACGGUACACGGAAGACUUCCUGGAAAUGACAGACAGAAUGGAAGGGCAGAGCCUCAACGUGAUCGCCGCCUUGGCCCUUGCGAAUGAAACGGCUCUCGAGAACCGCGACCGUUUCGCCUACUUUCGGAGGUGGUCGGACGAGUACGCCGGGGUGGGGACAGCGGGCGUACAGGGGCUGGUGGCCGCGGUCGGAAUUUCCGGGGCGGUGGGGCUGCUCGGAGUCGCCGCAGGACUCGCCAAGGGCAAGUCCUGCUCGCCAUGCAUAAAUCUGCUGCGCCUGACCUGCGCCGUGACGUUCACGACCACCUGGGCGGCGUUCAUCCUGUCGUCCCUGGUCAUCGUGGGCGCCGUCGCGUGGUCGGACGGCUGUCAGUUCUUGAACCUAGCCGCCACUAGAGGCUGGGAGACCGCCGGGUUGGACGGUCUAAGCGCGGCGGUUCUCGAUGGAUGCCUCCGUGGAAACGCCGUGACGGAAGAGUUUAACAUCACGGAUGCUUUGGGGUUCUUCGAGUCGUAUCCUGGCACCGCAGAAGAGGUGGGCGCCCUGAACGCGACCUUCGCGGAGACGGACGUGGAGACGGCGAUCUCCGCCAUCUCCGACUUCGUCUACUCCCUCAACGCCACGGCCGUCGCCGUCUCCCUCCUCGACUUCUACACCAACGCCGAGGUCAACGGCUCUCUCCUCUUGGAACCGGACUGCCCGUACAACGUCACCUUCGAAGACGAAACGGCCUUGGACUACAUGUCCCGGGUGUUCAACUCGUCGGACUGUUCCUCGAUCAACGGCGACCUCCUCUCCGCGUGGGACCUUGCGGCGCGCGAGCGGGCCUACCGAGAUCAGAUGCAGGACGACCUAACAUGCAUAACGACAUCGUCGAACGUAGAGUGCUCAAAUUCCUCGUCGUCGUCGUCGUCUUCACUACUGUCCUCGUCGUCCUCCUCCUCUUCGACGUUCUCCCUGUCACCCUGCUCUUGCACGAGCGACGGCUACACCGGCGCGCCCGACACCCUCCUGGCCUACUUCAGGUCCUUCGCCGAAAACGUUACGGCCCUCCGCGCCGACCUGGCGAGCCUACUCACCCCGCCCCUGGAAGCGGAAACCGCGGCGUUUUCGGGGCAGGGGGCGCUGGCAAACGCGUCCUCGGACUCCUGGGCGGCGCGGUGCGCGUCUCGGUGCUCCUUCGUCGAUUCGCAUUACCGGAACUUCGAGGGCGCGAUGUGCGGCACGGCGCUGGGAGGGCUCGCACAGGUCGGGUUCUCCAUGUUCAUGAUCGGAGUCGGCGGGCUGGCCCUCGCGGUCACCUCAGGGAUUAUGGUCCACAGGCUCAAGGAGGUGUGGGCGAAGAGCAUGACCAAGGUGCUCAGCACGGAGGAGGACAUCGUGAUGGAAGAGUACUGA